Messenger RNA from Malaya genurostris, 2890 nucleotides. RefSeq lists its product as uncharacterized. The transcript has 3 exons. The record is from RefSeq and is a predicted model, not a curated record. NCBI's taxonomy places the organism in Eukaryota, Metazoa, Arthropoda, Insecta, Diptera, Culicidae. Bases 584 to 2659 code for a protein of 691 amino acids.
UGUUGCAGCUCAGUUGGAGCCCGGAGAACAUCGCGAAAAGGUGUGUUUUUCGAAGCUGAGAUGAAUGACUUUUCCUCGUUUUGGUUGGGAAUGGUCGGAUCUCGAACAAAUGUUGAAUAAACUGUCUGCAGUCUUUCCAGUGCAGAAUCAUUUCGAAGUUCGAAAAAUACUAACUCUAUACAGUGAAAUACAAUUGAGUGGAUUGAGUUAAAGUUUAAUUUCUGGGGAUUUCAAACUAUUUAUCUCGUGGGCAGUAACAAAUGAAGCUCCCUGUCCUGAAGGGAUGUGAAAAUUUCUCGCCGGAUCUGUAGUGCAAACGGGAAAAAGCAUUUCGCACUGAAGGACGACAAAUAAUCAGACCUAAUUCAUGAGACGCCUUCAGGGCGGUAUGAAAAUAUUUGGCCGGAAAAAAAAGUAUAUAUCAAUAUCUCAAUCGUUUCCCUGUCGAAAUGAAACAAUAUUGAACUAGAUUCGAGUCAACAUUUGUAUAGUUUUCGAGUUGUUCAAUUGAAACAUAGCUUCAAAAGGAACAAGGACAUCACCUCGGUGGAUACGUCUGAUAAACUCUCGCAGCAAAACACACAUGAUUAAAACAAGAACGAUGCCAAGGGGUAUCGACUAUCGGACGCUAAUAGCACGUGGAAGCCCUUCCCACAGAGUGCACACCUUUAAAAUUCCUUCACGCAAGGCACGCUUCAAGUUGGCUUUAAUACUACUGAGCAUCCUGCUGGUUUUCUUGUACAGUAUCAGUCUACCUUCGUGGAUUUAUGGACCGGGUUCAGGCAAUCCAUACUGGGAGGAGGCGUUCAUAACCAAAGAUGAUGAGCAACAUUUCAACUAUAAUAGCUCUUACUUCGUCAACACAGUAGGUUGUAAAAUGCCCAGUUUACCGAUUAUGGAUGAACACAUCCAGAAGUACGUUCAAAAGGUCGAUCCGCUAAACUGCACUCCGGCAUUGAUCCAAAGUGAUAGCAACACGAUCUGGUUUCAGUUAACGGAGGAGGAUAUUGAUAAGUACUACGAACUGACGAACGCUACUUUGAUCCAAUGUUGCUAUAGAUCAUUUGAACGGCGAUCCAAUAAUGGUGUACGAAUGGUCGGCCAGGACAUUUGUUUCGACUACGGAGAACGGAUGGAGAUCGACAGCGAAUUUAUAGCCGUUAUCUGCUCUCAUCCAAGCAUAAAUAAUGUUAUUUUCUACAGAGACUUUUUUGCAUUUGUUCCACUUAAGCUUGAUGUGGAGAAUCGAUGUGAAAAAGCACGGAACGAUUUAGAAACAAAACAUGUUGUCGACGGGGAUAAACUAGGAGUGAUGAUUCUAGGCAUUGAUAGUGUUUCAAGACUGAAUUUUCACAGGCAAAUGCAUAAAACUGCCGAAUUUGUAAUAGAUCGACUAAAGGCUGUCGAAAUGUUUGGAUAUAACAAAGUCGGUGACAAUACGUACCCGAAUCUCGUACCAGUUUUAACCGGGUUGGAUGUGGAUGAGCUGGCAGCAGCAUGUCUUCCGAAUUCUAACAGUACAUUCGAUUUGUGUCCUUUUAUUUGGCAUAAGUUUGCGGAGGCCGGUUACCGUACAAUCUAUUCGGAGGACAGCAGUACGCUAGAGACGUUUAAUUAUCUCAAGAAGGGCUUCCACGACCAACCGACCGACUAUUAUCUGAGAAGCUUUUUUAGCGAGGCGGAUUCUUCUAUCGGAUAUAAUAAGAAAGCAAAUGCCAAGCUCUGUCUAGGUGGAAGAAAUCCCACUCAGAUACUGGUGGAGUAUGCUAAAAAAAUUGUUACUACUAUGACCAAUCGACUUAGCUUUUCACUACUAUGGGCUUGUACAAUGACGCACGAUCUGCUGAAUUACCCCUCUUUGGUGGACAAAGACUACAGUGACCUACUGGAGCACAUGGCCGCGAAAAACUUUUUCGAUAAGACGGCCGUUAUUUUAAUUAGUGAUCAUGGAAUACGAUGGGGGGAUUAUCGCAACACAUAUCAAGGAAUGAUGGAAGAACGGCAACCGUUCCUGUACUUAAUUCUCCCUUCAUGGUUUCAACAAAAGUAUCCGACCGCCUACCGUAAUCUACGCCAAAACCGGCAACGUUUGACGUCGCCUUUCGACUUAUACGAAACGUUAAAAGAUUUGGUUGACUUAUCUUCAUUGACACAUACAGCAAUAAAGAAGCGCUCCACUGAAUUGCUUGAAACAAAACCCGUACCUCGUGGAAUCAGUCUUUUUAUGCCCAUCGCACCCACACGAACUUGUGAAGACGCAGGGAUCGCUGCCCACUGGUGCACAUGCCAUGACCACAAACCGAUCGCUACCAACGACUAUCGCGUAGUGACUGCUACAAGAUUCACUGUCGAAAGUUUGAAUGAAAUGUUGAAGAAGUAUCCUCAGUGCAGCGUACUCCAUUUGUAUACGAUCGAGGACGCCAGUCUGGGUGUUUCAUCGGAGGAAAUAUUAUCCAAGAAACCGACCAAUCAAUUCAGUGAUAUCAGUGUACGUUUCGUGACGAGGCCAGGCGGAGCUGAGUUCGAGGCAACGAUUAGGAUUGAUUCAAGAAAUCAAAGUUCGUUAACUGGUAGUGUAAGCCGGACCAAUCUGUAUGGGAAGCAGAGCUACUGUGUGGAUGAUUAUCGUAUGAAAUUAUAUUGCUUUUGUACGAGAUAGUUUAACAGCAGUAACUGGAAUAUGUUUGCGUGUUCUUCAAAUCGAAGAAUUGAUAAAUGUGAUUUAUUUUGUGAUUAGGUACUAGAAAACAAGGGAUAUGAUUUGUAUUUUACGUAAGCUGAUGAAGAUAACCUCGAUUUUUAAGAAUUAUCUAAUAUUUAAGAGGGAGUGCGGUAUUCAUGAUUGAAAUAAACGACAAAUAAGCGGUUUUGUUUUAUCGCAAUAUUUCAA